Molecule: messenger RNA, 885 nt
Organism: Medicago truncatula (barrel medic)
Lineage: Eukaryota; Viridiplantae; Streptophyta; Magnoliopsida; Fabales; Fabaceae
Exons: 1
Coding region: 1-885 (294 amino acids)
Biological process (GO): tetrapyrrole biosynthetic process
Molecular function (GO): uroporphyrinogen-III synthase activity
Source: RefSeq, a predicted model, not a curated record
AUGGCGCUAACCACCAUGUUGAACGGCGGCGGCAACACGAUACACAAUCCCAGCGUAGCAUUCACGACGCCACAAAACUACGCAUCAAGAUUAUCUCAUCUCCUUACCGUAAACGCAUUCAAACCCCUUUGGUGUCCCACUCUCACAAUCCAACCCACUCCAUCUACCUUUUCCCCUUAUCUCUCUCCUCACUCUCUAGACCCCUUCUCCGCCAUUGCUUUCACCUCCCGCACCGCAAUCCAAUCCUUCCACCAAGCCAUAUCAUCUCUCUCUCAUCCUCCACUCUCCGUCGACGGCCCCACUUUCACCGUGGCUGCUCUCGGCAAAGACUCUGAGCUUCUCCAUAAAGAAUUUCUCUCUAGAAUCUGUGCUGGUUCUGACCGGGUUAAGGUUCUGGUGCCACCGGUGGCUACUCCGAGUAGCUUAGCGUCAGAGCUUGGGGAUGGCGGUGGAAGGAGGGUAAUGUGUCCGGUCCCGCUUGUUGUUGGACUGGAGGAGCCACCUGUAGUUCCUAGUUUUCUGCAGGAGCUUCGUGAUGGCGGGUGGGUCCCGGUUAGAGUGGAGGCGUAUGAGACACGGUGGAGUGGGCCGCGGUGUGCCGAGGGGAUUGUGAAAGCGGUUGAGGAGGAAGGAUUGGAUGCUGUAGUUUUUACCAGUAGUGCUGAAGUGGAGGGGCUGCUUAAGAGCUUGGAUGGAUUUGGGAUGGGCUUUGGUGACUUGAGGAGGAAGUGUCCCGGGUUGGUUGUGGCGGCUCAUGGGCCUGUCACGGCUGCUGGGGCGGAGAGACUGGGGGUAGAGGUUGAUGUGGUGAGUUCUAAGUUUCAUAGUUUUGAUGGAAUUAUUGAUGUUCUUAAUGUUAAAUUGGCAACAAGGUUUAGAAUUUAG